Messenger RNA from Blastomyces gilchristii SLH14081, 2988 nucleotides. RefSeq lists its product as uncharacterized. NCBI's taxonomy places the organism in Eukaryota, Fungi, Ascomycota, Eurotiomycetes, Onygenales, Ajellomycetaceae. The transcript is spliced from 3 exons. Bases 274 to 2457 code for a protein of 727 amino acids. The record is from RefSeq and is a predicted model, not a curated record.
GACUGUAUGCAGUAACUACUCCUUAUCGGGGCGGUUGCCGCGCCAACAAUCGGCUACUGUGUCCUGUACGUACAACAACGACACCACAACAGCGACCACGACCAUAUCAGCCCUCAGCGCCAGCGGCAUCCCAUGGCCCAUGACACAGUUACAUCUAUAUAUCUCCAUUCCUUUUUGCAAGCAGACUUUAACUUGACAACAGCGCAUUCAUUCAUUCGUAUAUAAGUAUUCACUCAUUUUACACUCUUGCGCUGUCGGUCUCCCGUCGCGGCCAUGGGACGAGUAGAGCCGCCGUUCAUGUAUGACCCACCGUCCCGCAACCGGUUUUCUGGUAUUUCAGUUAACUUCGAUCCAAAGGCUGUGACGCGGGCAAGCUGGACUCCGCGCGAGCCUCGAAUGGAAAGAAAUGGGCCCUUGGUGAAUUUCAAUAAGCAUCCUGAUUCUUAUGUUAUGAUUCCGAAUGGAAAAAUUAAUAAGAAAACAAUGAGCCCGAAGACUAAAAGCAGGGUGAAGUACACGAGAAUCUUUCAAUUGGUUUUGAGAGUAUGUGCUUUGAUCGGAGCGCUGGGAGUGCUGUUCUGCGUGAUAUGUAUCAAUAAUAUCGCUGGCGCAGCGGUGUGGAUGAUCCGUGUAGCACCUGGUGUGGCAAUUCUACAUACUAUAUACGCGAUCUACCAUCUAUCUCGGUCUUCUGCUGCGCGUACUCCCGCUUCGUCCGCGAGCUAUAUGUUGUUCGCGUCUGUUAUGGAUGCUGGACUUAUUCCGCUCUAUGUUUUCACGGGUAUCAUAGCUCGAGUCGAACACACUAGCGGGACAUAUGGCUGGGGUACAUUGUUCGAAACUAAAUUGGCAGCGGAUAAAAUCAUAUAUACGACAUUUCUUGCUUGCUGCGUUACCGCGGGCGUGCAUCUUGCAUCCUUGGUUAUAUCCCUCUAUCUGGCUGUUAUAUUCCGCAAAAUCUCCAAGCUCCCACCAGACAUGAAUCCAUUGGAAGAUAACCUAACUUCACGCGGUCACAAGCGCACAAAUUCUAACAUCGCAGAGAUCGCAGAGAAGCACAUGAGCGACACCACGAUCGCUUCUUCGAAUUUUAACCGCAGAUCCCUGGCAAAAGAACCUCUGAUGACUCCUACGCGUAGCGUUCCUUUUAUGCACACACGCGCUGAUUCCGUCGAGGAUAUUGGCGAUAGUCCAAGUCAAUCAUUCUAUUCAGCGCAAUCUCACCGGUAUUCACGUUCAGACCUCCCGAGCCAACAGACGCGCCAGUAUGAACAAUCUCAUCAUACUCCAGUCGGUAUCGCACGGACAAUGGCGCGGGGUCGUGGCGGUACUUCAUCUCGCCCUCAAUCUGUUACCAUAAACACCUCCCCUAAGUCGGAGAACUCGCGGCCGGUGUCUCCUGAAACUGUUUCCCGUGAUCCUAGUGGUGUAUCAUCACUAUCCAAGGAAAACUGGUUUGUUCACCGGUCAUCUCCAUCUCCUCCAUUGCACGCCGACCGAGUUUCUCCGUUGCCUGAUCGGCUCGGAUCUCCCGAUAUGCUUGGGAAGGAUCUAGGUGUGAAGGAUUGGGAGUACACAAACGAUUCAUAUGGAUUUGAUCGGAGUGGCACAGUCAUCAAGCAUCGUAGCAAGGAUAAUUACAGCCCACUCAGCAACUACUACGACGAUGAUGAAAAUAUUUACAAGGAACAUACUGAGAAUUUGUAUGUCUAUGAACAUGAUCUGGGUGAUAACCAGGGCGGCAACAAUACCUAUGAGGGUGUACAAGAUGAUAAGACAGCAUCCGUGGCAGCCAUUAACCCACUGGAAAUGAACCCUCCAACACCGCAGCCUUUCGAGAAGCAACACCUCAUCUCGUAUGGCAAGACAGGCAGUAUCCGUCGCAUUGCAUUGACUGACGUACCGAACCCGUCACUCAACAGUCCACGCUACUCAACCCCAGCCAAAUCUCAAAAUCAUGGCGAUGUCGAACCCACUUACGAAAUACUCUCCUCACCUUUCGACAGCAAGAACGACGCCCACGUCCCCCAAGGCUUAACUCCAAAUAGUGCUGCGAAAAAUUCCACCCCAAGCAUAAAGCGAUGGACGUUAAGAGGCGGUAAACCAUCUGCCUAUGAGUCUCUACAAGCGGACGAUGACAGCGAUGAUGGUCGCGAUGCCAGCCCUGCCCACCACGAUAGUGACCGCAAGGGACGUGUGGUGAGCAAUUCCGGCAUUGACUUGGGGUCAGGUUUUGGAUCUGGCUCUCCUGGAUAUGGUAGUUAUAUUGCCGGAUUGGGCGUUGGGAGGAGACGGGAUGUUAGCGGGAAAGUGGCAGAAGAAGGGCGAGGCGGUGGAGUUAACACCGUCGCUGAAGAAAAGGAAAAGACUGCUGCGAAGCCGAAAGGACGACGGCUUUCGAAGUCCGGCGGUAGUGAGAUUAAGGCUGCUGGGUGGGCGCGUUUUAAGGGGUUAUAAAUGCUCUCGCCAUACUCACCUACCCCACAGUUUGUUUUAACCUCUUUUAUUCUUUUUUUUUAUUCGACCAACAGAGCAGCCUGUGUUCAGUUCAUGAUUCUUUUGUUUGUCUGAUCUGCUCAUCAUUUCUUGUUUGACCCUCUCCCCCAUUUCCAAUUGCUUUUCCUAGGACGACAACAAACGGCGUUGAAAAAUAUUCCCCCUUCUUUUCUGCUUUAUAUGGAUUUUGUUAUGAUUUUGAUUUCUUAUAUUCCAUAUCUCCCCUCUGCGUCUGGUAUUUUUUUUUCUUUUUUUUUCUUUUUUUUUUUUUUGUCUUCUUGGCUAUUUUGGGGGAUUUAUGACUUUGACGAGCACGCGAGGAAUAUGCAGUUAUUGGCCAAACUUUGGUUUGAAAUGAUAUCCAAUGUAUCUUUUAGGUAGUUAGUUAGAAUAUUAGUUUCUGAUACCCGGUGUGCCCUACAAUGGAAACGUGAAUUUGAAUGAGCAACAAGAAUUUGAGACGCAUACAAUAACGAUUAUUAAUUGAACACA